UUGUGGGAGCCAUUUUGAGCCACUUUAUUAACUUGUAAAAAGAGAGUCAGCGACAGGUUAUAGAGGGAAAAAGGAUUCUAAAACUGGGGGCAUGAAUUGGAGGUAGUCGUGGACUCUCUCUUUACCUUUCUCUUCCUAUGAUAUACACAUUUGAGAUGCUUUCUCAAACGUUGGUUUUCUGUGUGGCUCUCUUUUCUUAUCCCUACCAACAAUCCCAGGCCUAGCCCUUUUUAUUAUAUUCACAAAUAUGUAUAGCAUGAAGGGUUUAUCUCUUCAACUAGUCACUCAAUUUCUAAAAAAAAAUAUGUCGAAUCAAGAAAAUGGCAUGCCCGAAGAAAUGCAACCGUGGACAGAACUAAAAUUACCUGAUCUGUUGAGUACUGACACCAUUCGAGAACUUCAUGCAGCCAUUGAAAGUGAAUGGGAUUCCUCAAGGCGAUCAGCGUGCCAGAUAGCAGCUGGACGAGCGUUGUGGAAGCACGCGAUCCACGAUCCACUCGCAGAGCUGUUUGCAGGAGAGACAUACAUGAGAAGCAUUUAUGAAAAGAUUAAGAAAGACCGGCUUAACAAUGCCAGAGAAAUUUCGGGGGUGAUUGUUGCUGUUCGAACCCUUUGGUUCGAUUCAAAGCUUGAAGCAGCUCUCAGUUCCUUUGGUGGUGGAACAGCACAAGUUGUCCUCUUAGGUGCAGGUGAGUGCCAAAGCUCAUAACAUUUCAAUAUAGAAAAUCAAGAUAUUUCCUUUCGCAUCUGUUUAAUUAUCAAAUUUGCAUAAUAAACAUGCCAUAAGGGAGCUUCAAACAUGAAAUAUGAAUUAUGAAGUACAGGCGUUGAAGAGGAACAGGGGAUAGGAGAUCAUAUACAAGAUGACUGGCUUGAAAAGCUUCAAAUGUCAGGAUUUGAGCCAAAGAUGAAUACAGUCUGGGUUUUAGAGGGCAUCCUCUAUUAUCUCCCACACUCUGAUGCCAUGAAGGUGCUAAAAAGUAUUGCAGACAAAUGCAAUCUUACACACACAGUGCUCUUAGCAGACUUCAUGAACAAGCAAGCAACCACACUAUCCAACUCCAUCUUUCAAUUCUACAGUGAUUGGCCUGAUCAGUUACUGCCAUCUCUAGGAUUUUCUGAUGUGACGCUUUCUCAGAUUGGUGAUCCAGAUGCCCAUUUUGGCCUGUUGCAAGAUCCACUAAAUUUGUUCAACAAGUUACGCAAUUUGCCGAGAUCAAUUCAAACUCACCCAGAUGAUGGAACACCAUGCUGUCGCUUGUAUUUGUUACAAGCUUCUGGCUCACCUAGUCAAACCAUUUCUUGAGGUUCAGUAACACAAAUUGGCAGGCAACAGAACAGCAUAUAGACUUAUCACUCCAAAAAGUCAUAUGACAAUAAUCAACUAGUAUGCAAGCACCAAAUCUAAGACAAUAAGAAAAUGCGGCGGAGAAAAGGAGCUACAUGCCUAACCUUGACAACAUUUAUGCACAAUGCCUAUUCCCAAAUUGGAAAUCCAUGACCUCACUACUCUUUGGCAUGGGAGCAAUGCCCUCUAAAUAUUAUAUACUUCUCACUCUUAUAAAUCAUGAAGUGUACUAGGACAUUUUCAUGUGGUGGAGAUUCUUCCUUUGCAUAUCAAAUAGAAUUCACAACAUUUUCCUGA
Molecule: messenger RNA, 1645 nt
Organism: Olea europaea var. sylvestris
Lineage: Eukaryota; Viridiplantae; Streptophyta; Magnoliopsida; Lamiales; Oleaceae
Product: putative S-adenosyl-L-methionine-dependent methyltransferase MMAR_1058
Exons: 3
Biological process (GO): methylation
Molecular function (GO): methyltransferase activity
Source: RefSeq, a predicted model, not a curated record